Messenger RNA from Orycteropus afer afer, 915 nucleotides. Its product is annotated as olfactory receptor 6C6-like. The record is from RefSeq and is a predicted model, not a curated record. Lineage: Eukaryota; Metazoa; Chordata; Mammalia; Tubulidentata; Orycteropodidae. Gene Ontology annotation, molecular function: olfactory receptor activity; G protein-coupled receptor activity. Gene Ontology annotation, cellular component: membrane. Gene Ontology annotation, biological process: G protein-coupled receptor signaling pathway.
AUGAAGAACCAGUCAAGACAGAUAGAGUUCAUUCUCCUGGGACUGACAGAUGACCCACUCCUGCAAAUUAUGAUUUUUUUAUUCCUCUUUUUCAACUAUAUUUUGAGUGUUAUGGGGAACUUAUCCAUCAUCCUCCUUACCCUGCUGGAUCCUCACCUCAAGACUCCAAUGUAUUUCUUUCUCCGAAAUUUCUCCUUCUUGGAAAUCUCAUUGACCACAGUGUGUAUUCCUAGAUUCCUGACAAGCAUUGCGACUAAAAACAAAGUCAUUUCCUACAAUGGUUGUGCAUCUCAAUUAUUCUUUUUUCUCUUGUUAGGAGUUACAGAGUUUUACCUUCUGGCUGCCAUGUCUUAUGACCGUUACGUAGCCAUCUGUAAACCUCUGCAUUACUCCACCAUUAUGAGCAGCAAAGUGUGUUAUUAUCUUGUAGUCAGUUCAUGGACAGCUGGCUUUCUGAUUACCUUUCCACCACUGGUCAUGGGACUGAAACUGGAAUUCUGUGCUUCCAAAGUAAUUGAUCAUUUCCUGUGUGACACUUCUCCUAUCUUGCAGAUUUCUUGCACAGACACUCACUUCCUGGAACUGAUUUCAUUUGUUUCAGCAGUUGUAACACUUAUGAUAACAUUUCUUUUAGUGAUUCUUUCCUAUACAUACAUAAUCAAGACUAUUCUAAAAAUGUCUUCUGCUCAGAAGAGAACAAAAGCUUUUUCCACUUGUUCUUCCCACAUGAUUGUAGUCUCUCUUACUUAUGGUAGCUGUAUCUUCAUUUACAUGAAGCCAUCAGCAAAAGACAGAGUGACUUUAUCCAAAGGUGUAGCUGUUAUCUAUACCUCAGUUGCACCUUUAUUAAAUCCCUUUAUUUACAGUCUAAAGAACCAGCAAGUGAAACAAGCUUUCAAGGAUACACUCAAAAAG